AUGAAACGGGCUGUGCAUGACAAAGAUGAGCAGAAGGAGUGUGUGCGAGCUGAUGGAAGCCUGUCCACCAAACAGAUUGUAUUCCUGCAGAGACCCAUCUUGGACCGAAAGAGGAGGGAAUCCAAGAAAUUGAUCUUCAAGCCCCGCAGUAAGUCCAACAAGAACUGCAUCAAAGAUACCUCAAAGAACAAGAAGAAGAAAAAAACAAAAAAUGAGAAGGAUGUAGAGGAUCCUAAGAUUCUUGACGACAAAGACAUGGCUGAGAAAGAGGAAGACAAGAAUAUGGAUGAAAGGGUGAACGCAACAGAUGUAGAGACAAGAGAAAGUGAGACAUCGAAAGAAAGGGAGGUGAGGUGUGAUGAAGAUAGAAAGAUUGAUGAUGGGAUUGAAAUCAGCAUAGAGGCGGUAGAAAAAAAAAAUGAAGGAGCAGAGGCUAAAGACAAAGGAGUAGAAAACGGCACUGAAGAAGAGGGAGAAGAAAAGAUAGCACUGGACGGAGAGGGAUCACAAGACAACGGAGAGCCUUUAGAAAACGGUGAGGACCCGGAAGUGACGGAAAUCAUCGCAACUGUCGAAACACAGACCAAGACCAAAGAGAAGGAGGACGAAGGCGUAGCAGAAGUUGAAGCAGUGAUUGAAAAUGGGGUCGAGACGGAUGGGGAGAAAGAUGAGGGUGAAGAGAACGCAAUCAAAGGCAAGACAGAAGAACCAGCAGGCUUGGAGGUCAAGGAGAUUGUGGCAAAUUUAGUGGCCACACCAACUAAUCAAAGCCCAGAGGACACUCAAGAGUAGUAGUCCCAAGUUGUCCAAGUCAAGGUUUUUCCCUGCCCUACCUCUCAAAUUCCCCAUCUUAAAAACUGGUUCACAGUGUUGUCCCUGGUCAAAAUUAAAGGGGGCUUCGAUCCCUAGCGCUGCAGCAUUCUCCAAACCUACCAUCCUUCAUAGACAAUUCCCCCUCCGCAAUAUAGAUACAGAACAAUUUCGUGUAACUGCAGACAUCAUCCCUACUGUAUAACCACACAUACUGAAUGUAUAUAUCCAAAAUAGGAGAUGUUGGUGCAGGAUAGUCAAUGUGGAGACACUGGAACGACUUGAUGAGGAGCAACAGGGAGUUGAAUAGAAUGAUGCCUUGAUCAGAUUGGGCGUGUAUUUCCUUUACUUUAAGGUGGGAUAUGCAAUUCUGGAGAGAUCCACUAUCAUGACAAAUAUCAUGAUAUAGAGUGAGCAACGAAAAAGUAAUGUAACUAACAUUAGCUAGGUGGGUUAGCAAACUGUCACUACAGUUGCUUCUGCCAUGCUAACAUGCAGAGAGGACGAGACAGUUUCCCAGAGCCAGCACAUCAGCUCCAGACAGCGAUACCCACAACUACAACAACCUAUCUUGGCAAACUAAUAAGUAUGCUGGAUGUCCGUGGGCAAGUAAUUUAACGUUAAUGGAAUAGCGUUAUGUGGCUUGGUCCUGGCCACUUUGUUUGUAUUCCAUUUACAGAGCCACGGCUGUGUACAAACAGAACAGACAGCUUGCGGACCGUGAGGUGACAUUCACUGAAUUUGACACAAAAAGAAAAUGUGUAUUGGAUUAAAAUCGCAUACCCCACCUUUAAGGAGAAUGAGAAACAGUUUAAAGGCCUGGUCACAACAAACAUCUGAAAUGGUGAAAUUUUAAAGCAAAAUAUAUUUUCUUUUUAAUGGUUUUGCAAAGAUUAGCAGGUUAGCAUUUGGGGAAGUUUGACCCACAAAUUUGCACCAUUGACCAACAGCAAGCCAUCUUGAUUGUUUUAAACGUUCAGGGAACAGAGACUCAGAGAGUUAAAAUGAAAAAAACUAUCAUUAGCCGUCAACAUUUUAUAAUGUGCAUUUUGAAGUAUCACAUUAGAAAAACAGCAAAAAAAAUAAAUCCUUAAUUUUGCAAAAAAGUUUUUACACUCGUUUGAGGUAGUUUUUGCCUUUGCCGAAAAAGAGUUAAUGCGCUAAAUGAGAGAUGGAAACACUUUUUUUUCUGACGUAGGGAACUUGUAACUCAAGUCUGAUCAGCUGUUUCUGCUGUCGGCGUCUUGCCUGGUUGCGCAGAGUUCUGCAUGAAUGCCCAGAAUUUCAUGCACCUCACGGCUGGUAACGCUGAUUUUUGCUGAGAGGUGGAUGCAAAUCUCGGCAGGUAGCCUUCAUCAUCUGUUCUGCCGUAUUAUGCAUCCACCUCUAAACCAUCCUUUUUAUGUCCUUUGCUCUGCACACUGAUCAAACAGGGUUAUCACCGCAUAUUUUUGCUGUAUCUCAGUGAAGGCUACUUCUACUGAGUAGAAUAAAAUAUUAAGGACUCUAAACGCUCAUAAAAUAUAUACUUCGAAUCAUUUAUUACCAUUGAUGAACUCCACAAA
Molecule: messenger RNA, 2375 nt
Organism: Micropterus dolomieu (smallmouth bass)
Lineage: Eukaryota; Metazoa; Chordata; Actinopteri; Centrarchiformes; Centrarchidae
Product: protein Ycf2-like
Exons: 3
Coding region: 1-792 (263 amino acids)
Source: RefSeq, a predicted model, not a curated record